AUGGCUGCAACAAUGUCAAUCAGCACAAAUGAUGUUUCAUCCAACUACCAUACGGUUUCAAUUUGUGAAGAUCUUCCGACAAUCAAAAAAUAUUACAGUGAGGAAACUUUCCAGGAUCUUCCACCUGCCGAUUAUUGGGUCAGAAAGAUGGACAAAAAAGCAAAACAAGAACAUUACAAAGUGCAACAUGUCAUGGUAAACGGUCCAUAUACCACAUUGAUUGAAAAUCAUCCGAUUUUUGCGGCCUUUCUCUUUGCUUACAAUUCACACGAGGAUAUCGUUUUGUCUCCCGAUGAUAUUUGGCUCAUGAUACGUAUAUACUUUUGUGUUUAUGUCAAUGAAAAUGCUGAAAAAUUGCGCCCACUUUUUGUUGAUCAUAACGGUCAGAAAAAAUUGAUUAUCGAACAAGUGGGUAUGACCAACAUUGACUGGGAUGAUUUUCUUGAACGUAUACAAACACAAUUAAGUGAUAAUGUGAAAAAUAAUGUCACGGAAUUACUUAGAGCAAAUUUUUCAACAACUACCAAAGUUGAAUUGUUUCUUUCUUAUGUAGCUACAAUGGAUACAUUCAAGAAGUAUUUUGAAUAUGAAGCCUGUAUGACAUUGUGUGGCAUUCGUCGAGCGCAUUUCAUGGGUACACUCGACGAUUGGACAUUGCUGCGUCGUAAAACUGAGCAACUUAAAAAUUUCACUACUGAUAAUUGGAAUAGUUUUGCUACUUAUAUCAAUGGAGUAUUGCCUAUCCUUGAUGAAUUCAUUCAAACCUACAAGGGCGACGUGAACAAUAAAUUUUGGGAUGAAGUAAUGCAAAUAAAUCAUAAAGCAGGGCAAUCUGGAGUGAGAGGAGGAGAUUAUAUCAACGGCGGAUGGAUUCUUCGCCUUUUCUAUGGAUUGCAAAACAGCAAAAGCCAUCACGUAACAGAUAUAAAACUCCCAUCAUUGGUCAUACCCGUUCAAGUAAACAAUGAAGUAACCAAUGAAUCGAAAACGUGCCAUAUAGUUGGUCGCUUUCAUGGAGUUCAAUCAAAAGGUGGACGUCAUAGGCCGGUGAUGGGAUUUGCCAUUAUAGACGACCUACGUACUAUUACGUCUUUCAAACGCUAA
This is a messenger RNA of Rotaria socialis, 1104 nucleotides long. The record is from the annotation of a GenBank genome assembly. NCBI's taxonomy places the organism in Eukaryota, Metazoa, Rotifera, Eurotatoria, Philodinida, Philodinidae.